UCGCAGCUCCACUCUCCUCCACAAGCAAACGGGCGCACACAGACGAGAUUACACAAACAGACUUUGCACACAGUUUGGUUGAGAGGGGCAGACAGAGGAGGGAGAUGACGAAGGUGGAGGUGGUGGAGUCGACGCUGGUGGCGCCGAGCGAGGAGACGCCGCGGCGGGCGGUGUGGCUCUCCAACCUCGACCUGGCCGUGCCCAAGACGCACACGCCGCUCGUCUACUACUACCCGGCCCCGGCGCCGGACUCGGACUCGGCCAGCUUCUUCUCGCCGGAGCGGCUCAGGGCGGCGCUGGCCAGGGCGCUGGUGCUCUUCUACCCGCUGGCCGGGCGGCUAGACCGGGACGACGGCGGCCGGCUGCAGAUCGACUGCAACGGCGAGGGCGCGCUCUUCGUCGUCGCCAGGGCGCCAGACGUCGCCGGGGACGACCUCUUCGGGAGCAGCUACGAGCCCUCGCCGGAGAUCAGGCGCAUGUUCGUGCCCUUCGCGCCCUCCGGCGAGCCGCCGUGCCUCAUGUCCAUGUUCCAGGUGACGUUCCUCAAGUGCGGCGGCGUGGUGCUGGGCACGGGCAUCCACCACGUGACCAUGGACGGCAUGGGCGCGUUCCACUUCAUCCAGACAUGGACGGGGCUCGCACGGGGCCUCGCCCUCUCCGACGCGUGCCUGUCGCCGCCGUUCCAUGACCGGACGCUCCUCCUCGCGCGCUCACCGCCGCACCCCAAAUUCGACCAUCCCGUGUACUCGCCGGCGUACCUCAACGGCGCCCCGCGGCCCUUCGUCACCCGAGUCUACUCCGUAUCCCCGAAGCUCCUCGCGGACCUCAAGUCCCGGUGCGCGCCCGGCGUGUCCACCUACGGCGCCGUGACGGCGCACCUCUGGCGGUGCAUGUGCGUGGCGCGCGGGCUCGCCCCGGGCUCGGACACGCGCCUCCGGGUGCCGGCCAACAUCCGGCACCGGCUGCGCCCGCAGCUCCCGCGCCAGUUCUUCGGCAACGCCAUCGUGCGCGACCUCGUCACCGUCAAGGUGGGUGACGUCCUGUCGCAGCCGCUGGGGUACGUGGCCGACAUGAUCCGGAAGGCGGUGGACCAUGUCGACGACGCGUACACGCGGUCGGUGAUCGACUACCUGGAGGUGGAGUCCGAGAAGGGCAGCCAGGCGGCGCGCGGGCAGCUCAUGCCGGAGUCGGACCUUUGGGUGGUGAGCUGGCUGGGGAUGCCCAUGUACGACGCCGACUUCGGGUGGGGCGCGCCACGGUUCGUGGCGCCGGCACAGAUGUUUGGCAGCGGCACAGCGUACGUAACGCAGCACGGCGCCGACAGGGACGACGGCAUCGCCGUGCUGUUCGCGCUCGAGCCCGAGUACCUCCAGUGCUUCCAGGACGUCUUCUACGGGGAGUGACAGGCAACUUUCUACCUCCUUUGGGUGUGUCUGUCAGUGUGUACGAAUGGAUCGACUAUCUAGUGUUUGUUGUUCAGUUUUGGAUUUGGUACCUAGUACGUGUCAAUGUGACAUAUGUCGGCCUUGCAACUGUUUAGGGAAAAUAAACCAUAAAAUGGUUGUGUACAAACAUAUCCUUUUUUGCCUGGAUGGCUGCGUGCAUGUAAUCAGGGCAUGGACGAUGCAGAAACUCCCUGGGCCUGUUUGGUUCACCAGAUGUUGAUACUUGAUAGAGCACCUUAAUUUAUCCAUGCAGGCCGUUUAUCA
Molecule: messenger RNA, 1709 nt
Organism: Triticum aestivum (bread wheat)
Lineage: Eukaryota; Viridiplantae; Streptophyta; Magnoliopsida; Poales; Poaceae
Product: putrescine hydroxycinnamoyltransferase 1
Exons: 2
Coding region: 105-1403 (432 amino acids)
Molecular function (GO): acyltransferase activity, transferring groups other than amino-acyl groups
Source: RefSeq, a predicted model, not a curated record